This is a messenger RNA of Hyaloscypha bicolor E, 393 nucleotides long. Its product is annotated as TOM13-domain-containing protein. Bases 1 to 393 code for a protein of 130 amino acids. Gene Ontology annotation, biological process: protein insertion into mitochondrial outer membrane; mitochondrial outer membrane translocase complex assembly. The record is from RefSeq and is a predicted model, not a curated record. The transcript has 2 exons. Gene Ontology annotation, cellular component: mitochondrial outer membrane. NCBI's taxonomy places the organism in Eukaryota, Fungi, Ascomycota, Leotiomycetes, Helotiales, Hyaloscyphaceae.
AUGUCUUCCGAUGACCGAGUCAAUCCUUUGACCGAAUCCUCAAUGACCAUUCCCUCCGACUCGGAGCAGUAUUCCGGCAACGAUGACAUCUCUCCUUCUCCUCCGUCGUCCUCGAGUUCACCUCCGAUGAUUCUAUACACUCCUCCUACGUUCUGGGGACUACUCCGGGGGGCUGCGAUCAAUCUGCUGUUGCCGUUCAUAAAUGGGCUUAUGCUGGGGUUUGGAGAGCUCUUUGCUAAUGAGGCUGCGUUCAGGCUAGGAUGGGGCGGCACAAAGGUAUUCCCAAAUGGCCGAACCCGGCAUCCUGUAGGACCAGGCAUUGAGAUUCGAGAUGACCCAUUGGAGCGGAGGAGGAGAGAAGGGAAUUUGGAUGAUAUUACGAGCUUGGAAUGA